Molecule: messenger RNA, 2420 nt
Organism: Leptomonas pyrrhocoris
Lineage: Eukaryota; Euglenozoa; Kinetoplastea; Trypanosomatida; Trypanosomatidae
Exons: 1
Coding region: 318-2420 (700 amino acids)
Molecular function (GO): ATP hydrolysis activity; ATP binding
Source: RefSeq, a predicted model, not a curated record
AGCGCUUUUAUUAUUAUUAUUAUUAUUAUUAUUAUUAUUAUUAGUUGGGAGCAUUGAACAGGCACGCCUUUCCUGCGUCUUUGUGCUCUGCGGGGUCCCAAACCGGGCUCGACACACUUUCUCGCUUCCGUUUCUUGUGCCGCUGGGCCGCAAGCACGAAAGUUUUUAAGGAUUAAAAAUACGGUUCAGGUAACGGAGGAACAGCCGCCUUCGUAGAGCAGUAAACGCUGUGGUCUCGCAACCCGAACAAAGAUCAGCACAUCCGAGGGAAAAACGGAGACACAAAACGAAGUGGCGCCGGCUAGACAGUGUACAACAUGAGUCGUGGUCUGUUUUCGCCUAGCGGGGGCGCUGCCCUUGAGGACAUCCAAAAUGACACGCCAGCCGAGCUGCAGCGGGUGGCGAUGUUCAUCCAAAGCGGCCUGACGGGGCUCGUGGCGGCGCUGCAGUACUGGCUGCCCUUCCCGCCGGAGUGGCUGCUGCUCCUCGCGCCGUUUAUGAUUGGUCUAGUGCGCACGUUGUGGCCUUCAGUGAGCAACUGGAUCGAUCUGCGGCGCAGCGGCGUUGGCCGGCGCUACGCGACGCGCACCAUCGUGAUGGAAGCGCCGCCAUCCUUGUACAACGCGUCGUCGAACCUCAAUGACAUGAUGCUGAACGCGGUGCUGGUGUACCUGAAUGAGUACCUUUGGCGUGAACACCCACUGACCGAAGAUGAGCUGCGUGGGCUGCAGAUGCGCGUGUUGCUGAUGGAUCCGUACCGUUCUUAUCAGUCACGGUUUUACAACUCGCCGUUCAAGCCCGGCUACGACGAAACUGAUGCUGACGACGAGCAGAAGCUGAAGCCGCGGACGGUGGGGCGGCUGCGCGUGGUGCGAGCGCCGAUAGGUGCUUUCGCGCCGACUCGAAAGGACGGCAUUGAGGUGCGUUACGACGAUUCAGAGUUCUCCGUGGCUGGGUACACCGAUCCGUGGACACGACACAAGUUGACGCUGCGGUGUGCAAAGACGAAGGACGCCGCGGCGAAGCUCGACGCGUUUGUGAAGCGUGCGCUGGAGCUGUACGCGGAGAACGCCCCUUCGAAGGAGGAGGACGAUGCACGGUGGUUUUACUCGUACUGCGGGGAGGCGGAGGGUAAAGUGUUCUUUCAACAGUACGUUCUGCGCAGCAACAAGGGCUUCGACACGCUGUUCUUUCCGCGGCGCGACGCGACGCUGACGCUGAUUGACCAGUUUGUGCAGCGCCGCGGGCGGUUCGCGGUGGAGGGCUUCCCGCAGAAGCUGGGGUUCCUGCUGUACGGCCCUGCUGGGACGGGACGGCACACGUUCGUGAAGGCGCUGGCUGCGUACACGGGGCGGCACAUCGUGUCGGUGCCGCUGCCCAAGCUGCGGACAAACCAGCAGCUGUACGACAUCUUCUUUGUGCGCGACUUCCGCGCGGAGGAGAACGGGAGCGCGCAGCGGCUGCGGAUGGAGGAUGUGAUCUUCCUGUUCGACGACGUGGACGCGUCGGAGCCUGUGGUGUGCGCGCGUGCUGCGCGGCGCGUUGUGCAGCGUCGUGCGGCUGCGCGGCUGACGGCGCGUGAGGGCGAUGGCGACGGCGACGGCGGUGCGCUGACGAACUGCGUGAUUGAAAUGGACACGUCGUCGUCGCGGCCCGUGCUGCGAGCGGAGGAGAGCGCGCUGCCGCUUGCGAUGCUGAUGGACCUGGUGCUGGGCGGCGUGGCCGCUGCUGGCGGGAGUGGCGCUGGGGCGGGUGGUGAUGCGGGGAGCACGAAGGAGGAGGGCGCUGGCGGUGCGAGCGACGGCGGCCACGGGAAGCGGAAGAAGGGGAAGCGUGACGCCGGCGCGGGUGGUGCGAAGGGCGGCGACGCGGUGGGCCCGGACGCGCUCGGCGGGCACUUGUUCGGGAUGAAUGACAUGCUGUCCGGUGAGCACAAGGACAAGCUGGACCUUGCGGGGCUGCUGAACGUGCUGGACGGCGUGGUGGACGCCCCUGGGCGGAUGGUGGUGAUGAUCACGGAGCACCCGGAGUGGCUGGACCCUGCCCUGAUCCGUCCCGGGCGGUUCAGCGCGCGGCUGCGGUUCGACUACAUCGAGAUGGCUGCGCUGGUGAGCAUGCUUGGGCUGUACUACGGGGACGUGGUGCACGCUGCGUGCGGCGUGGGCGACGCGGUGGCUGCGGAGGAGGCGCGUGCGCGUGCGGCGCGUGCGGUACACCGGGAGCUGAGCGGCGCGCAGGCUGCUGCAGUGCGUGCUGCUGUUGCGGCGCUGGAGGCGGAGGCUGUAGCCCGCGGUGAGGGGUGCGGGUACCGCUUUCAGGUGACGCCGUGCGAGGUGGAGAUGCUGUGCAUGGAGCAGGACACGCUGGACGGUUUCUUGUCGCAGCUCGCCGCUCUGGUGCGUGGGGUGCUGACGUUGUGA